Messenger RNA from Anarrhichthys ocellatus (wolf-eel), 2683 nucleotides. Its product is annotated as matrilin-3-like. The record is from RefSeq and is a predicted model, not a curated record. Bases 1 to 1683 code for a protein of 560 amino acids. The transcript is spliced from 10 exons. Gene Ontology annotation, molecular function: calcium ion binding. NCBI's taxonomy places the organism in Eukaryota, Metazoa, Chordata, Actinopteri, Perciformes, Anarhichadidae.
AUGAACUCAGUAACGUGGGGACUGCUCGGUCUCAUUGGCAUCCUGGUGGCGGGAACUCUGGCGACUUCCCCGCAGCUCGGGUCCCGCAACCGGCAGAUCCACUCAAUCCGUCCGGUAAUCCCGCGAGUGUCCUCGCAAAUCGCUCCGCGGGUCCGUCAACGCUUUGAGGAGAUCAAAUUCAUUGAGCAAAGCUCUGACGAAGCACCGAGUGCUGGAACUUUUAAAGAGGUCCAGCCGGGUGGUUCCACGACCAGGGGCUCCCGGCAGCACAGCCCGCUCCACCAGGCGCAGGAGAGACGGAGGGCUGACAACGGAGCUGGUGGCACUAAUGCCGGGUUUUAUCGCUACCAGUCCUCCCAUCACCAGCCGCCAAAGAAAAGCCAGCCGCUCUCACAGCUGCAACACAAAGCGUCCUCCUGGCAGCCUGCCUCCAGCAGCCCUGCUGCAUCCAUCGGAGCUGACGCAGCAACAAGAUCCAACUGCAGAAAUCGUCCCAUAGACCUGGUCUUCAUCAUAGACAGCUCCCGCAGUGUGCGCCCUGCUGAGUUUGAAAAGGCCAAGGAGUUCCUGCAAGACAUGGUGGACAGCCUGGAGAUCGGCUCGGGCGCCACGCGGGUCGGCCUCGUCAAUUACGCCAGCACAGUACAUGUGGAGUUUCUGCUGAAGACCUAUUUCACCAAGUCCACCCUGAAGCAGGCGCUGGCCCGCGUCGAGCCCCUCGCCUCGGGCACCAUGACGGGCAUGGCCAUCAAGACUGCCAUGGAGAAAGCUUUCACGGCGGAGGCCGGGGCCCGAGCCAGCUCCGUGAACAUUGCCAAAAUAGCCAUCAUAGUGACGGACGGGAGGCCCCAGGACAAGGUGGAGGACGUAUCGGCCGCGGCCCGGGCAUCUGGGAUCGAGAUCUACGCGGUGGGUGUGGACAGGGCCGACAUGAUGUCCCUCCGCCUCAUGGCCAGCCCCCCACACGACGACCACGUCUUCUAUGUGGAGACCUAUGGUGUCAUUGAGAAGCUCACUUCCAAAUUUAGGGAGACCUUGUGUGGUUUGGAGUCAUGUGAUCAGGGACACAAUUGCCACCACAUUUGUGUCAACAAUGGCUACUCAUACGACUGCAAGUGUCGCAACGGCUAUGUCUUGAACCCAGACAAGAAAACAUGCUCACGUUCAGAUACAUGUGCCCAAGGACACGACUGCCAACAUAUUUGUGUCAGCACCGAUGACUCCUACAUCUGCAAAUGUCGUGAGGGAUAUCUGUUGAAUGCAGACAAGAAAACAUGCUCACGCAUCGGUUCAGAUGCUUGUGCGCAGGGACAUGACUGCCAGCACAUUUGCAUCAACAAUGGGAACUCUUACAUCUGUAGGUGUCGAGUGGGAUACGUGUUGAACAUGGAUCAGAAGACCUGCUCACGUUCAAAUGCAUGUGCACAGGGACAUGACUGCCAGCAGAUUUGUAUCAACAACGGUGAUUUAUACAACUGCAAGUGUCGAGUGGGAUAUGUGUUGAAUGCAGACCAGAAAACAUGCUCACAGGAAAUGAGAAGUGAAAUAACUCAAGACGCCUGCAUGUGUGAAGCCCAGAUUGUGUUCCAGAAAAAAGUGCAGUCAGCCAUUCAGGAGCUGAGCAGAAAACUUGAUGAACUUUCAGACAAAGUGAACCUGAUUGAGGGCCAACAGCACAAUUAAGGACAUCGAUGAAGACAUGUUCAGGACGAGCAUCUUUUGACCAGCGGAAGUCAUCUGUAACCCUCAAGAUUCGUCGUGCUUCAGUAAAAAUGUCUAAGAUUUGGUAGAGGUCUGUAUGGUAUUGAUUUCUCAUGCAGUACACUGAUUGUGUUAAUAUUUUAUAUCAUAAACAAGCAUUUUGCAUCCACAACACCGUAUGCUAUUGCUUCUUUCAGUAAAGUCGGGUAUAACUGGUGUAAACGUUUACAUAUACUGUACAGUGUACCUGUAUAUUUGUAAGAAAAGCUCCAUUUCUUCCUGGCAGUGUAAGCCAUUGAGUAUGGACUCAAAAUGUGUAAGAUAUAUAGGGAAAUUAUAGAAUAUAGAGAAGUGCAAACAUUAUGAUAAACAUGUUAAAAGUAUACUUUCAUUGAUUUUUUAUGUUUUUGGUGGAAAAGUUGUAUCAGAUCCUUGUUGUGUAUUCAAAGAUGCAAGAGCAUUUAUUGGUCAGAGUUCUUUGUUGAACACAAAGCUUCCAUCCAUAACCGUAACACAACAACUAAUCUCUUCUACAACAAGAGCAUUGUUGUUACCCCGAUCCAAUUGGCCUAUGGCAUGGUAACAUCACAGUGAAUUACUAUAAUCUCCUUCUUUGAUACCUGAAAUAUUGCAACAACUGUAUUGCACAAAAGGAAUUGUUUUGUUUUGUUUAACAGACAGGUACAAUUGUUUUAGUAAGAGAGGGAAAACUAUUUCGGGAGUUAUUGGACGGCGUCAAUACUUUGCACACUUGGCAAGUGUUGUACCAAAGUAUCUGGUAGCAGUCCUAGCAAUUAAAUACAAAUUUUCAAGUUUUGAAUAGUGAUAUUUUAAGUCAAGAUUCACCAAGUUUUUGCAUUCAGUUAAAACAGUAACAUUUUACCGCACAGCAUUUUCUUCAUACAAUACACAGAUGUACUGUAUUUUCUACUUUGUCAAUAGAACACGUGAAACCAAUUGAAAAGAGUAUUCGUGGUGCAGG